This is a messenger RNA of Phanerochaete carnosa HHB-10118-sp, 484 nucleotides long. RefSeq lists its product as uncharacterized. Lineage: Eukaryota; Fungi; Basidiomycota; Agaricomycetes; Polyporales; Phanerochaetaceae. The transcript has a single exon. The record is from RefSeq and is a predicted model, not a curated record. The coding region runs from base 103 to 465 and encodes 120 amino acids.
GCCCACGUCCAAAAUGCCCAGAAAUGCGCGUUAGCUCUUUGCGGCUGUCGCACAUUCGCUUCAGCACUAUAUGAACCUCUUGAUAUUUCCGUCAACUUCACCAUGUUUGAACUGUAUCGUUCCUCAAGUACUCCUGAUCCGACCUCUCCUUACGUCGUCUAUCCCUCAAGCAUGUUCUCGUUGGACCUAGGGUAUGCGCUAUGGUAUCCUGAACCCCAUGACUCGACAGGCAAGCCCGAGAUUGGCGAUGUAGGAUACGUUCGCCAUGGCGCGUUUAUUCGCUUAUUCAACAUCAACACUUCCGAGCCCGACCACCGGGUCGGUUUCUGGAAACCACCGUUCGAUAUCACAGAUCCCCCCACUCCUGACGUCUUUAUCCUCGACAAACGGCAUAGACCUAUCCACCACGGCCACUAUCCUAGUCAUGGAGUGAAGAAGAAGGAGCUGCAUGGGUCUCUUUCGUGAGCAUAGCUGGUUUGCGACG